UCGUCGCCGUCACAACCAAACACCACCACCGUCGUCACCAAUACCAACAACACCAACAUCAUCAUCAUUCCAGUGUCCGUCUGCUUCAACAACGCUGUGCGGGGCGAGGCUGCGUUUGCACGGCGAGGCGAAGCAGCAGCAGCAUCAGGAACAGCAAGGAUUAAGAGAGCAACAGCAAGGAUUAAGAGAGUAGAGCAACAGAGGGGAGCAAUGAAGCAACGCAAGUGCAUCUGCGAGAUCUGCACCUGCGGGCGACACCGCUGCCCACACCAGCCCACGGGGAUCUACACACAAACGGAGAAGCCAUGCCUCAUUACAGAGUAUGUGGACCGCUACCACGAGUAUGGGCUUGGGGGACCACGUGAGUCCUUCCGUCCACAGCACAUGUAUCAGGGACCGCAAGGCAAGAUGGAUGGCAUCACCACCUUUCGGGCUGACUAUAUUCCCUACGAAGCCGGGAAACGUCCCGUGCGCUCCGUCGAGGCCUACAAGCCUGUGCCUGGCACAAUGAGCAUGGACACGACCUACAAGACAGACUUUAACGAGAUGCCCAUCCACCUGGUGCUGCCAGCCCGGCCCAUGGAGAACCAGCACCAGGCGCACGGCAAGAUGGACACCAUCCCAACUUACCAAAAUGACUACAGGCAGUGGGAGAUUCUGAAGCGUGAAAAUGCCAAGCCCAACUACACGUACGUCCCAUCAACAAACAAGUACGGCUACAUGACCACCUUCCAGGACGACUACCAUGCCAAGCAGGGCGGCCCCAGUACCAGCUUCAAGCCAGCCAAUGUUAUGAAGCCGUCAGAAGGCGCCUUUGAAGACAGGACGACGCACCGCUCCGCCUACGUGCCUCACCAGCUGGAGGCUCGCUUUGCACGCGAGCCCGAGCGCUACAAGCCCAGUACGCAGCAAUUCGACAGUCUCACCACCUUCCGCCGCGACUUUCAGUCGCUCGGGCCGCAGGAGCCCGUGAAGAGCUUCAAGCCGGAGCACGUGAAGGUGGGCUCCGAUGACAAGUUCAACGACAGCACCGAGUUUAAUGACAAGUUUAAGGUGUGGCCCCUGUCGCCACCGCCGGUGCGCAAACAGGCCAUGUAUCACCCGCCCACGGGUACCAUGGACACGACGACCACCUCGCACGACGACUACGUGCAGCACAGACAGGAGCGCAUACUCCUGGCGCGGCCAAUCUCGCGCGACCGCCGCCUCUCUCUGCCGUUCGACGGCCACACGACCAUGCGCGAGGCAUACAAGCCCUGGGCCGCCCAACGCGAGCCCAUGAUCAAGCACGUCGAGCAGAUGCAGCGGUCGCUCGGCAAGUUCGACGACAUGACCACCUUCAGGGAGCACUACGUGCCGCUACCGCUGAUCCCCAUGCACAGCUACAAGCCGAAGGGCGGGGCUGUUAGGAGUAGUGCACCAUUUGAGAGCGGCACCAUGUACCGCUCCGAGUACACGCCCAAGAAGGUGGCUGUCUGCCCGGCAUCUUACCCGCAGCCGCUUGGGUAUGCCUUCCAGGAGAAGGAUACGCGAGGCCACCUCUACUUCCGCCGUCUCUCCGACGCGCACAAGAUGCAGAUUGCUGCGGUGCCUAAGCUAAACGGCAUAGAGAAGCCAUUCACCAAUGGGCUGCUGGAAACUCAGCCCAAAGAGCUGAUGUCUCUUGCCUAACUGGCUUGCAGACAGUUUUUUUGUCAGAAUAUGUUUUAUGUUGCCAAUUUACUCUGAUACGAAUUUAUAUUUAGUCAACAAAUAACUAUUUUUGCAUAUUAUUCCAGGGAUGUUCUAAAGGAGUAAUUUAGUGCCUAAGGGAUCCAGAUUAUUAAUUCAUGUGUGGUUUUGCUACAGAGAUGUUUUAACUUGUAAUUAUCCAGUGGUGAUGUGUGUAAGUAUAUGCAGAACUUGUGACAACACAGCUGAUAAGAUGCUGAUGGAAAAUGCAGUGGAAAUCUGAAAGUCAGGCUCAAAAUAUAAAAUGCAAUUAUUAAGCCAGAGUUCAUGCUGUAAUGGGUUUUCUGUAAAAAAAAAUACGUGUUAAUAAAACAUACAUGAUUAGU
This is a messenger RNA of Petromyzon marinus (sea lamprey), 2057 nucleotides long. RefSeq names its product stabilizer of axonemal microtubules 1-like. Lineage: Eukaryota; Metazoa; Chordata; Hyperoartia; Petromyzontiformes; Petromyzontidae. Gene Ontology annotation, cellular component: ciliary basal body; axonemal microtubule; sperm flagellum. Gene Ontology annotation, molecular function: microtubule binding. The record is from RefSeq and is a predicted model, not a curated record.